Topomyia yanbarensis is the source of this 3120-nucleotide messenger RNA. RefSeq names its product THO complex subunit 4 (gene Ref1). NCBI's taxonomy places the organism in Eukaryota, Metazoa, Arthropoda, Insecta, Diptera, Culicidae. Gene Ontology annotation, molecular function: mRNA binding. The transcript is spliced from 4 exons. Gene Ontology annotation, cellular component: nucleus. Bases 225 to 1025 code for a protein of 266 amino acids. Gene Ontology annotation, biological process: mRNA export from nucleus. The record is from RefSeq and is a predicted model, not a curated record.
CAUCAUAUCAUCUUCAUUCGUAGCGUAGUUCGGUCGCUUUUGUUAAUUUUCGGUCAGUCGUAGAAAUCGUGGCAAAAGUCCGAAAAUUAAGUGCUGCGCUCAGCGUUCUCGAUUAUAAAACUGAACCAAACAAUCGCGUCGCGUGCAAAUUUCUUGUGAAAAAGUUUUAAAUCCGUUUUCAUUUUCUGAAUUUGUAAAUCCAAGCAUAACAACCCAGUAUCAAGAUGGUGGACAAAAUCGAAAUGAGUCUGGAUGAUAUCAUAAAAUCACAGCGCCCGCAACGCGGAGGUGGUAGCCGUGGCGGUCCGUUCCGCAACGGUAAUAGUAAUGGUAGCGGCCCUCGAGGUCGUGGUCGAAAUGGGUCCGUCGGUGGAGGAUACCGCUCAAAUCGUGGCCCAUCGGGCGGCGGUGGUGUCCUCAAGGGACGCAAUCGUGGUGGAAUCCAGCGAUCAUCAAAAUACGCACGGGGUGACAUGAACAGCGCAUGGAAGCACGAUAUGUACGAGGGAGCUCGCAAGAGUCGCCUGUUGGCAGCGGCCGGACUAGGAAUAAUUGGCCCCGGAGGACUGGGUAGCACCAAACUGAUGGUAUCAAAUCUGGAUUUUGGCGUAUCAGAGUCGGACAUCAACGAGUUGUUCGCGGAUUUCGGGCCUCUUAAAAAUGCCUCGGUACACUACGACCGAUCGGGAAGAUCCUUGGGCACUGCCGAUGUGAUCUUUGAACGUCGGGCCGAUGCUAUCAAGGCGAUGAAACAAUACAACGGAGUACCCCUGGACGGUCGGCCAAUGAGCAUACAGUUGGCGACAUCAGACAUUCCGAUCCCGCGGACACCACGAUUGGGCUCCAGUGGGCCUGCCCGUUCCCCUCGGAGACAGAGUAGCGGUGGACCUCCUAGAGGUUCCAACCCAUCGAGUCGUCGGGGAGGAGGCAGCGGUGGAGGUGGUCCACGCCGACAGCAACGUGAAACCAAAACCGCAGAAGAGCUGGACGCUGAGUUGGACGCAUAUACCAAGGAUAUGAAGUAAUGAUAUCAAGAGUACACAGCGCACAGUGGAUCCACUCCAUAGAAAAGCAGGACAAUACCUCAAAAGUAGAUGUAAAUAACUGAAAAGUGUCAUCUAUGGGUAAUUUUGGUGAAUUUGAUUUUGAUUAAAUUAGACGCCAAUUUAAAAGUUAGACAACCUAGGCUCCAAAUGUUUUUUUUUUAUUUCGAAAAAGUGAAUUUAAGAACUUUUCAGUUCAGAAAAUUUGUAUGUAAACAGAGACAGUUUGAUAACUUAGGUUAGUCCCUAGUUAUGAUUUAACCAGGGCGGUUCCGAUUUAAUGAUAUUUGGCGAAUAGAAAAUCAUAAUUUUCUAAAGUUGUUUGUCGACGUUCAACACAAUUUGUAUUCUUUAGUAAAAAAAUAUAUUUCAAGGCUUUAAUAGCUAUAUAAAAAAAUCUCAUGUACUGAUUUUUGAAAGUAUGCAUUUGGAAUAGUUAUAAAAGAUGCGUUUCUUAGGCUGUUUGAUAGAAAGUCUGUCUCCAUAAAGGAACUAAUUCUAAAAAUUAUCAAACUUCAACCUUUGGCGAGGAGCGGCGUUUAGUUUAUUAUUUUUUGAGCUAGAUAAAAUUCUACAUAGAACUUCUAGAAGAGGAUUCUUAUUCUCACAGUCAUGUUACCUAAUGGGCCUUUCAUAAAUUACGUACCGCCCUCCCCCCGGUUUACGACAAUAUGUGACAUGUUGUGACAUAUGGUGGAGGGGAGUAAGAACAUUACGUAACAUGAUUUACUGAAGAAAAAAAAAUGCAUUUGUCACGUAAUAGGGGAGAGGAGGAUAGAGAAAUUUGUUGCAUGGGGGAGAAGGAGUCAGUUUUGAGGAAUUUUUGCGUUACGUAAUUAAUUAAUGGUCCCUAGUGGCCAGAAGGAAAUUUUUCUAAUCACUAUGUGACGUGACGGUAAGAAUAUGGCCCGAGAUCAUUCAACAUGCUUUUACAGAUAAAAACGGUGACACUCGGAAUGUAAAACAGUCUGUUUUAAACAGCAUGCCUUUAUUGAUUUCAUCGGUAAUUUUUUAAAUACUGAUUAUUUUUAAAAUGUAUGUACACCAAUAAGUUUCUGAGAUUAUUUGAUAUAAGGAAAACCCAAACCGUUGAAUUGCCAUUUUAGUAUUAUACCUAUCGAAGCGGGAUGAAGUAGAAAAAACUUGUUUCUCAAAUUCUUGCAGAUUUCCAAGAUAUUUUUUAGUUUGAAGAAAAUAUGGCACUUUUACUGUUCAAUUGAUUUACUUUAAUUUGAUAAAUACAUUUGCAGGUACGCUACAUUCAUGAAAAAAAAAUAUAAAAGGUAUGAAAAUCGAAAAAUAAAUUUGAGGGUUUUGUCCGGCCUGGCCCCACUGUGCGCGUGAUCUCUUACACAUCAAUUGUGUAAAAUUUAGAGUAAGGACCCUAUCACGUUGACCUUACUGACAACAAACAAAGACGCUACAAGCAGAUUAUAGCUUGUUGCGAUGUAAAUAAAAGUGAAUAAAAAAAAUAGAAUGUCAGUAUGGUUUUCAAAGAUAAUAACAAUCACGGAGUUAAAUAGCAGCGUAACCACGAUUCAUCAAUUAGUGAGGCAACUAAUACCUGUGAGUUACGCGUUUCAGUCAAGAAAGGAUUAUAAGGUUGGAUCUCUGACCUGAGUCACCGAGACUGAACAUAUGAUGAUUAUUUUUUAAUUAAUAAUUAAAUGGAUUAGUUAAAUAUUACUGUCAAAAAAGUUGUAUGCCGUGAUGGGGCAAAUUCAAUUCUUAAGGAAUGAGAACGUUGUAGUUUGACUUAUUUCGAAAAAAAUAUACUACGACAAAGGGGAAAGUGCGCCACAAACAAAACAUUAAUUUAACUCAUAGUGACAGUUUGUUUUAAACACUAAUGCAGCAGCCGGAAAUUUUGUACUUGAAACCCCUAUACACACACAAUCUGCCGGAAAGCCCCACAACAAGCUUAAUUAGUAAAUCACGGACAAGCAACCGAAAAAAUGGAGACGCAUAUAUGUUAUUUUGAAACAGGCUCAUCAGUUAGCUUAUAAUGUUUAGUUUAAUGAAAUAAUACUGCAGGAUAAUGUCCCAAUAAAAGCUAUGUAAUUGCCCAACAACAAAA